Messenger RNA from Arabidopsis lyrata subsp. lyrata, 612 nucleotides. RefSeq names its product elongation factor Tu, mitochondrial. Gene Ontology annotation, cellular component: mitochondrion. Gene Ontology annotation, molecular function: GTPase activity; hydrolase activity, hydrolyzing O-glycosyl compounds; translation elongation factor activity. The coding region runs from base 1 to 612 and encodes 203 amino acids. Gene Ontology annotation, biological process: mitochondrial translational elongation; carbohydrate metabolic process. The record is from RefSeq and is a predicted model, not a curated record. The transcript has 7 exons. Lineage: Eukaryota; Viridiplantae; Streptophyta; Magnoliopsida; Brassicales; Brassicaceae.
AUGGAUGGUGGAAUUCUUGUGGUUUUAGGUCCAGAUGGACCCAUGCCACAGACAAAAGAACAUAUCCUACUUGCACGCCAGGUUGGUGUUCCCUCACUUGUGUGCUUCUUGAACAAAGUUGAUGUGGUGGAUGAUCCUGAGCUGUUGGAGCUUGUCGAGAUUGAACUACGAAGGACGUGGAACUGUUGCAACAUUGAACAGGGAACCAUUAAAGUGGGUGAAGAAGUUGAGAUAUUGGGUUUACGUGAGGGGCUUCCACUGAAAUCGACUGUAACUGGGGUUGAGAUGUUCAAGAAGAUUUUGGAUAAUGGACAGGUGAUUGCUAAGCCUAGUUCAUGCAAGACAUACAAGAAGUUUGAAGCAGAGAUUUACGGUUUUGUUAUUUCGGAUUGGCAAGGUGUUGAUAAGAUUUCCUCACCACCGCAUACACACUACACAGCUUCCGUCCGAGCUGCAAUUCAAGCUGGUCAUGGUCCCUAUCUUAUGUCCUUGGUGAAGGACAAAGCAAUUCCUAUCACUCGGAUUGAUGAUGCUGUCGGAAGAAUCCUGCUUGUCAAGUUCACCAUGGGUCUUUUUGAGAACCCUUUGGCUGAUUACAGUUUUAUCCAAUGA